Coturnix japonica (Japanese quail) is the source of this 1001-nucleotide messenger RNA. RefSeq lists its product as uncharacterized. Gene Ontology annotation, molecular function: RNA polymerase II transcription regulatory region sequence-specific DNA binding; DNA-binding transcription factor activity, RNA polymerase II-specific; protein dimerization activity. Gene Ontology annotation, biological process: regulation of transcription by RNA polymerase II; developmental process. The record is from RefSeq and is a predicted model, not a curated record. NCBI's taxonomy places the organism in Eukaryota, Metazoa, Chordata, Aves, Galliformes, Phasianidae.
UUGCAAUAAUCUUCCACAAGGACACAAGCAGGACUCUGCCCCAGACAGGUAUUAAGGGGGCAUUAAUGAACAUGGAACAUAAUUUUCCUAAUAUCUGUUAGUUUGAAGUCUGAAAUACUUCAAUUAACUUGAUUCAGACUGCUGGAUCAGAGAAUGGAGGAACCUUGUUACAGCUUCGAGGAGGAAGAAACCACUUCUGAAUUUCUCCUCUGGGAUCAAGAUCCUAAUGAUGAACUCCAGCUAGACAACCUCCUUCUGGACUAUUCCUCCCUGGCAGACCAUUUGUUCCCUUGGCCUUCCUCUGCCAGCCCACCCACAGCCCCCAUUAGCUCGGUAGCCCCGCCGAGCCCGUUCGACGUAGCGCCGGAGCGGGCGCUGGGUGCUGAAGUGGACAGCUCCCCUCCGCCCGGCCCCGCCGCGCCGAGCCCCGGCAGCGCCCACCGCCGGGCCGCCAACGUCCGCGAGAGGAAGAGGAUGCUCAGCAUCAACUCGGCCUUCGAUCAGCUCAGGUGCCACGUUCCGACUUUCCCAUACGAGAAGCGGCUCUCUAAGAUCGACACGCUCCGCCUGGCCAUCGCGUACAUCGCUCUCCUUGGAGAGAUCCUGCUCUCUGGCUGCGAACCCAAAUCCUACGUGGAGCAGUGCCUGAAGAGCAGUUUGCAAAGCCACCGCCAGGCAAUCUGGAAUACAAGUGAUCUGACAGCCCGCCUGUCUUGGAUAAAGUGGGAUUAAGAAAUACCCAGAAGAAAUACCUCUAAAGGCAACAUAGUGCUAACCUGAUGACCUGACUGCUAGGUACCAGCUGUUAAAUUCUCAGCACUGCAAGCAAAUACAUGGCACUUGCAACUAUACUAAGGGUUGCUGAUCACUUUCCUUCUGCACAUCCAACAUUCAGACUCUUUUAGUGUCAAUUCACUGCUGUUUAGCACCUUCUGCUUUCUUUCUCCUACUUUCUCGCACAUUUAUAGACUGCUCUUACAUGAAAACAAAGGAAAACUAUC